Molecule: messenger RNA, 552 nt
Organism: Kluyveromyces marxianus DMKU3-1042
Lineage: Eukaryota; Fungi; Ascomycota; Saccharomycetes; Saccharomycetales; Saccharomycetaceae
Exons: 1
Coding region: 1-552 (183 amino acids)
Source: RefSeq, a predicted model, not a curated record
AUGAUAACUCCAGAUUCCCCGCACCAGAUGUUGAUGAAAGGAGAGUCAGAUAAUCCUCGAAAGCUCACCUGUUCAAAGCUCGGUAAAGACCUUGGUAGGGGCAGAAUUUCUCAUGCAAUUGCUGAACACCCCUGGACAGCACCCUGCUUGAUAGGUUUAAUCGUCAUAAUAACCAUUUUAUCCGGUGCUAUUUUAUACUAUACCCAAUACAACCCGUCAGAUAACCGAUUGGUUAUGUACUUAAUUUUGAUAAUAGUUUGCACGCCGGUGUUGCUUAGGUUAUUGGCUUUCAUGUUCGACCCCAUUUCAAUAAGGCUUAUAAGCGAGACUGAUGAUGCUCUCUUUUUCUUAAAGUUAAUCAUAAAAGGUCAUUCAUGGGAAGAAAUAGGUGAAAUUAUGAACUCGUAUCUGUUUGAGCGAGGAAUUUGGCCGACAGACAGCUAUUUUUAUGACGGUCAACAGUGCUAUGACCUUUUUGACCUCUAUUCUCAGAAGUGUACUGACCCUGCUAUACUGGCGUUUAUCCAACAAACUAAAAAGAAGCUGCCUUAA